Molecule: messenger RNA, 2733 nt
Organism: Chroicocephalus ridibundus (black-headed gull)
Lineage: Eukaryota; Metazoa; Chordata; Aves; Charadriiformes; Laridae
Gene: CIB2
Product: calcium and integrin binding family member 2
Exons: 6
Coding region: 402-965 (187 amino acids)
Biological process (GO): calcium ion homeostasis
Cellular component (GO): stereocilium; cell periphery; cytoplasm
Molecular function (GO): calcium ion binding; magnesium ion binding
Source: RefSeq, a predicted model, not a curated record
CAGGAGCGCCCUGAGGUCGCAGAGUGAACAAGCGAGUGAGGCACUGAGGCAACAGAGAGCUGAUUUCUUCUAGCACUGGCUACUGGGGUUUUACGUUGUAAAAGCUCUGUAUGCCUCUUAGAAAAGCAUCUGAGAAAGGGGGAGAAUGGCAUCACUGUUUCUGGGCAACACCUGCCUGUGAUUUUAACGCUUUCCUUCCUGGCACACUCAAGUCAAGCAAAGAUUUCCCAGUACUGCGUCCUUCCUCGUUGGACAGGUACAGUCGAAACCAGUUCAAUGCAGGCUUUGGGAUUUUUUCAGCACAUUCAAGGAGUAUACGUGCUCUAAAUGCCUACAACACAGAGGAAUCCAGCUACUUCUAAUGGGAUGCAUUUGCAUAGAGGAAGAAUUCCUCAUUUAAGAUGGGUAAUAAGCAAACGAUAUUUACUGAUGAACAGCUAGAUGCCUACCAGGAUUGCACAUUCUUCACUCGGAAAGAAAUCCUUCGGUUGCAUGGCCGAUACCAUGAAAUGGCACCAAACGUUGUGCCCAUGGACUAUACAAAGGACCCAGAUGUUAAACUACCUAUGCAGCUUAUAAUAAACAUGCCUGAGCUAAAGGAGAAUCCCUUCAGGGAAAGGAUUGUGGAAUCUUUCUCAGAAGAUGGAGAGGGGAGCCUCAGCUUCAAUGACUUUGUGGAUAUGUUCUCUGUGCUCAGUGAAAUGGCUCCCAGAGAGCUUAAAGCAAUCUAUGCCUUUAAGAUCUAUGAUUUUAACACAGAUAACUUCAUUUGUAAAUCAGACUUGGAAAAAACCCUCAAUAAGCUGACCCGAGAAGAGCUAACAGCAGAAGAAAUCACUCUGGUUUGCGAGAAAGUGAUAGAAGAAGCUGACAUGGAUGGCGAUGGGAAACUAGGAUUUGCAGAUUUUGAAAAUAUGAUUUCCAAAGCACCAGACUUUCUCAGUACUUUCCACAUAAGAAUCUGAAGAUGUUUCCGUGAGCCAGUGUUAUCAGAAAUGACUUGCCAGUCCAGCCUUUCUGAAUCUCAGGCACUUUGGGGGCUUUCGUCCUCUACUUAUGGCUUCUUAGAAUUCAGCAGAAGGUACUGAAAUAAUUCUUGUCCACAAAGAGACAGAAGCAUCAUGUGAUCUACAAGAUAUUUGGAACAGUCGCAUUUUUAUCUUCACUGCUGGCCAAGCAUUCUGGCAAAGAGGGUUGGUUAGUGGGUUGUGCGUUUUCUUUUUUUUUUUUCUUCUUUUAUUUCUCUUUUUUUAAACAGUCAGAAUCAGAAUAUUAUUAAAGGUAUUUCCACAUAGUUUUUAUAUUUAUGAAUAUUUAAUACUGCUCUUAAAAGUGCAAAAAAAAAAAAACCAAACCAGAGAUUGACAGAGAGAUUAGCUUUGGUGACUUUUCCAAGAGUAUUUGAAAGAAAGCAUGGGCCUUAAAUAAUGAGAUGCCUCUAUCACUGUGUUGUGCAGCUGGGGAUCUUGCAUGGAAAUGAUCUUAGGUGAAAGAACUGCAGUCAAGAUCAAGCUCCCAGUGUUGAAGACAACCACAUCCCAGGUUUGCCUUUCAGUCACCGAAAUGGCAGUUGCUGGGUUUGGUGCUUACCUUCAACCAAUAUUUUAUGGAUCGUCAUGUCCUUAUGAAACUUGAAAUAUUUGCCUUUUAUGUAUGGUAACUGCAUACAUGAUUCAUUUCUUCCCAAGACAAAUGUUAAAACUGUGUCCUUAUUCUCAAAGGGGGUCUUGCAUUUUACUCAUUCUAUGGGCUGAUAAUAUGGAAUGGAAGAAUAUAAUCAUCUAUAACUCGUGAAGAAGUUAAAGAAGCACAGAACUACUACUAAGGACAUGAAAAGACGUUUUCUUUCUAAACCAGCUAUGCAAUCUUUCCCAUAAAAUGCAUGAAUGCAGCUCUAUAUUUCUCUUUCCUCUCCAGCUGGAAUUCAGCUAGAUCUUUUUUUUUCCCCCAAUUCCAGUAUUGUUUAGGUACUGGGGCCUGAAGACAAUCAUAUGUGUAUUACUGUUCUAACAGUCAAUAGAAGGGCUCUGUCACUUACAUGGCUUCUGUAUCAAAGUCAUCACAAUUAAAACUUUUGAUGCAUUCUGUCAUGCUUUGAGAAUUUUUGGGCUAAGCACAUACUAAUUUCCUUUCUGGUCAUUAUUCCAGUUACUGUAAAGUGAAAUCUUUCAAAAGAUUAAAUGUGUUAUUCUUAUUGAAAAAGUUUGUUGAAGUAAAGUCAUGAAUCUUUUUACCAUUUCUGUAGGGAUGAUGCUUAUCUACCCCGGAACCUCUUAUGUAUGGUGAGCUCACAAUGUAGCUUGUUGUUCACAUUUACACAGUAUGCAUCAAGAAGAAAUAUUUCUUUAGCAUUAUGGUUGUACAUUAAAAAUGUCAAUGGAUAUUUUGGAUAUUCAGGGUAUACAGGACAGACUUGCCUAAGACAGCACAGUGAAAACAAAACUUGUAGGAUAGUAAUAACAUUUAUUUUUAAAAUAUAUUUUAGUGAUCACAUUCAGUGACGUUUAUAGCAUUUUAUUACUCCCUCCUACUGGUUUCUGUUUAGAUAAAGGAAUUAGAGCCUGAAUCCCCUUUGAUUUAUUUACCUAAGUUAAAAUGAGCAUAAAUCAAUCCUGAUACUCAGUUCUGAUUGAGUAAGAAGAGAUGCAAGCCUCAUUCUUUUUCAUUUUGAGCAGAUUGUUAGAUAUAUUGGUUGAUUCAAACAAUUUGCAAGACAUUGGUAUUAAGAGAUAU